AUGCGGUUCCCGUCGUGGUUGUUGUUCCAUGCGCUCCUAUCGCAAGUACACAGCGAUGCCACCGACUACCUGGAUGAGGCCAAAGCACUGCUGGAAGAAAGCCCUCUUCUGGACACGCACAUCGAUCUGCCGCAGAUAUUCAGGAGUCUUCAUCGCAAACCUCUGGACGCAGUCCGCCUCCUGAACGCCACGUUCCCUGGCCAUGUCGACAUUCCCCGGCUUCGUGAAGGACGUCUUGGUGGGGCUUUCUGGACAGUAUGGGCGCCAUGUCCAGACAUAGCAGGCGGUGAUCCAGGCCCAGAUUUCACUGCACCAACGCACCAUGUCCGGGACGCGCUGGAGAUGGUGGACCUUAUCCAGGCAACGGUCGCUCAGCAUCCAGACGACCUACAACUAGCGCGAACAUCGGACGACAUCUGGACUGCUUUUCGAUCCGGCCGCAUCGCGUCCCUCCUCGGCAUGGAGGGCACGCACAUGCUCGGCAACUCGCUGAGCGUGCUGCGUAUCUUUGCACAGCUCGGGGUGCGGUACCUGACGCUCACGCACACUUGCCACAGUGCGUUCGCUAGCGCUACGUCCUGGCGUGCUGGUAAUGCAGACGUGCUGGGCGAGGUCCAUGCCGGAGGCGGUCUCUCAGAUUUGGGCGUCGAGUUAGUACGAGAGCUCAACCGUGUCGGUAUCAUGGUCGACCUAUCCCACACAUCGGAUUCCACAAUGCGACAGGCUAUCGGGGUGUCCAAAGCUCCAGUGGUCUGGACGCACGCAGGAGCCAGAGCUGUGCGAGACCAUCCCAGGAACGUGCCAGACGAUAUCCUGGCGCUCAUUGGCGACGGCGAGGGACAAAUUGAUGGCCUCGUGCAGUCUGUGUUCUUCCCGGACUUCAUUGGCGAGCAACCUGGAGUCAACGCCAGUCAUGUUGUGGACCACAUGGAGCAUAUUGGCAACAUCAUCGGGCGGACCCGUGUUGGCAUUGCUUCAGACUUCGAUGGGAUGUACAUGACGGUCGACGGGCUCGAAGAUGCGAGCAAGUAUCCGAAUCUGAUAGCAGAAUUGCUGUCCCGCGGCUGGACGCCAGACGAGGUCCGUGGUGCAAUGGGCGGCAAUUUGAUGAGGAUCAUGGACAAGGUCGAUGAAGUUGCCAUCGUCGGCGAUCUGGGAGAAACGCACGGAUCUACCUCGACAGACUGGGGUGGCGGUGGAGUGCAGGUGUACUGGCCGCCAGACGUAAAGGAGAAGGUCGAGAACAUGCUGGUGAAACACGACGAGCUGUGA
Messenger RNA from Cyphellophora attinorum, 1272 nucleotides. Its product is annotated as putative dipeptidase. The transcript has 4 exons. The coding region runs from base 1 to 1272 and encodes 423 amino acids. Lineage: Eukaryota; Fungi; Ascomycota; Eurotiomycetes; Chaetothyriales; Cyphellophoraceae. Gene Ontology annotation, biological process: proteolysis. Gene Ontology annotation, molecular function: metallodipeptidase activity. The record is from RefSeq and is a predicted model, not a curated record.